Molecule: messenger RNA, 201 nt
Organism: Entrophospora sp. SA101
Lineage: Eukaryota; Fungi; Glomeromycota; Glomeromycetes; Entrophosporales; Entrophosporaceae
Source: the annotation of a GenBank genome assembly
AUGGGGAGAAUUGUUUCCGGGUCAGAAUUGUUAAAGGCCACCGUAUAUCGUAAUCUCUUUAAUAAACUUACCAAUCGAGCUAAUAGCAGCAAUCAAGUUAGUUUUAAUGAACGCGAUAGAGCAGCUGCUAAUGCGGCUGCUCUAAAUCAAAAUAAUGAUAACGAUGAAUCUGCUCUGCUUAGUGGUGGACCCGCAUUCUAG